Molecule: messenger RNA, 2595 nt
Organism: Choloepus didactylus (southern two-toed sloth)
Lineage: Eukaryota; Metazoa; Chordata; Mammalia; Pilosa; Megalonychidae
Gene: TMEM25
Product: transmembrane protein 25
Exons: 9
Coding region: 241-1344 (367 amino acids)
Biological process (GO): negative regulation of excitatory postsynaptic potential
Source: RefSeq, a predicted model, not a curated record
GCGAAGGGGAAGGACACUCAGGUGUGUCCUGGGCGCGAGGCCCUGCGCGCGGGGCGCGGGUGGUUGCGGGGAGCGCGCUGCGGCCCACCUGCACUUGGGGGAGGGGCCGUGUGUCGGCCAUUGAUUGGCGCUGCCUGGCGCAGCCCGGGCCCCUGCAGCAGACUGCGGCGCUCGUCAGACCUGAGCAGUCGUCCUGGCUGCGCUCGGGGAGGGAGCCUGCAGCCUGAGGCAGGGGCCACCAUGGCGCAGCCUCCAGGCCCAGCUACCCUCCCGCACACACUGCUGUUCCUUCUGGCCUUUCUGAGCUCAGGUUGGGGAGAGCUGGCACCACAAAUUGACAUUGAUGGUCAGACCUGGGCUGAGAAGGCACUUCGGGAGAAUGAGCGCCACGCCUUCACCUGCCGGGUGGCUGGGGGGCCUGGCACCCCUCGGCUGGCCUGGUACCUGGAUGGACAGCUGCAGGAGGCCAGCACCUCCAGACUGCUGAGCGUGGGUGGGGAGGCCUUCUCCGGAGGCACCAGUACCUUCACUGUCACUGCCCAGCGGGCCCAGCAUGAGCUCAACUGCUCCCUGCAGGACCCAGGCAGUGGCCGGCCAGCCAGCGCCUCCGUCAUCCUCAACGUGCAAUUUAAGCCGGAGAUUGCUCAGGUCGGAGCCAAGUACCAGGAAGCACAGGCCCCAGGCCUCUUGGUUGUCCUUUUUGCCCUGGUGCGUGCCAACCCACCUGCCAACGUUACCUGGAUAGACCAGGAUGGGCCAGUGACUGUCAACACCUCCGACUUCCUGGUGCUGGAUGCCCAGAACUACCCGUGGCUCACCAACCACACCGUGCAGCUCCAGCUCCGCAGCCUGGCACACAACCUCUCAGUGGUGGCCACCAACGAUGUGGGUGUCACCAGUGCCUCCCUUCCAGCCCCAGGGCUCCUGGCCACCCAGGUGGAAGUGCCACUGCUGGGCAUCGUUGUGGCUGGAGGACUUGCCCUGGGCACCCUGGUGGGGUUCAGCACCUUGGUGGCCUGCCUGGUCUGCAGGAAAGAGAGGAAGAACAAAGGCCCUUCCCGGCGCCCAUCUCUGAUCUCCAGUGACUCCAACAACCUGAAACUCAACAACGUGCGCCUGCCGCGGGAGAACAUGUCCCUCCCAUCCAACCUUCAGCUCAAUGACCUGACCCCCGAUUCCAGAGGGAGACCAGCCGACCGGCCGAUGGCUCGGAACAGCAGCCGGCCAGAGCUUCUGGACCCGGAGCCCGGCGGCCUCCUCACCAGCAGAGGCUUCAUCCGUCUCCCAAUGCUAGGCUACAUCUAUCGAGUAUCCAGCGUGAGCAGCGAUGAGAUCUGGCUGUGAGCUGAGGGCAAGAUGGGGGCGUGCCCUCUUGGCCCCUGGUUACUCUCUCCUUCUCCAAGGCAUCCUCUCCCUGGCCUCACUGCCAGUGUGAAGAGGCCAUGCCACUGCCACUUCUGCUUGCCCUCCUGUUUGGGGUGUCCUCUGUGUCAUCUACAUGAUGAGUGUCACCGGGACCUGUCGCCCAGAGGCACAGGUAUCCUUGGCAAGGCUGCCAGCUGGACUUCCACCCAUCACUCUAACUUAGGUUGGCCUCGGGGACCUGCAUGUGAUAACCCUGGUGUGUUCAAAUGCCACCCAGCAUCUCAGUGUGGCAUGGCCUGGUUCACUUGGGCCUGCUGUCUGCCCCAGGCCAGUACCCUCAGCACCUGGUAGAGUAGGCAUGGGGCAUGCCUGGAUGAGGAACAGGGAGGGCCCUGCAUGUCUUGAUUUCCUUCCCGUGCUAUGCAGCUUUAUUCCCUCAGGGAAAGUUUAGGACCCUGCUAGCUGUAGAGAACCAAACUGCCCUUUGCACAGGAACCAGUCCCUGGCCCAGGGGCACUGGCCAAGCACAAACUAGUCCCUUUUGCUGCAUACCUCCCUGCCCUUCUCUGCCCCUGCUUCCUCCUGGGCAUCAUAGAUAGACUUGGGACCUCCUCCACCUUCCUACUAGCACUAGAAUUCCCCAUUGGCCUGGCCCCUGGAGGUGCCAGUGCCUGGUGUCUGCACAAGUUGGGAAGGAAAAGGAGGUGAGGAGACCCAGGAGAGCAUGUAGCUGUGCAUCAUUUUCUUAGCAUAAGCACUUUAAGCUCAAAGGGGUGAGUAAGGGUCCCAGGGUCCCCUCUGUGUCCUCCCCUGACACUGGCCUUCCUAGGAUUCACUGUGAGUGCCCUGAGGCCUCAGGGUUGACCAUUUCCCUCCCAACAUGUCUUCCCCACUCCCACCCUCCAUGGGAUCCUGGCCCUGAGCACCCCUAGCUGCCCCAUCAGCAGGAAACACUGCUCCUGCUCCAUCCUCUGCUUUGUAGAGGACGGUCACAGUGGGCACAGAAUCUGACAGUGCCGGAAGCUUUAGGGCUACACAGAGAAAAAGGGAAACCACAUACCCCAAAGUGACCUAAGAAAAGUUUAAAAAGCAAAAUGGAUAUGAUUACAAAUUAAUAUAGUGCAGAGUUUAUUUUUCCCUUGAUAUCUUGUUCUGUAAUUUUUCUCAUACUACUGCUUAGGACAGUGCCGAGCACGCAGUAAAUUCAAUAAACUUGACUGAGUGAAUUCA